This is a messenger RNA of Notolabrus celidotus (New Zealand spotty), 8261 nucleotides long. RefSeq names its product potassium voltage-gated channel, subfamily H (eag-related), member 5b (gene kcnh5b). NCBI's taxonomy places the organism in Eukaryota, Metazoa, Chordata, Actinopteri, Labriformes, Labridae. The record is from RefSeq and is a predicted model, not a curated record. Gene Ontology annotation, biological process: regulation of membrane potential; potassium ion transmembrane transport. Gene Ontology annotation, molecular function: voltage-gated potassium channel activity. Gene Ontology annotation, cellular component: membrane. The transcript has 13 exons. The coding region runs from base 302 to 3430 and encodes 1042 amino acids.
CGUCGUGAUCAUUUCACCUCUUAAAUGCUUCAUUAAACAAAUAAUGAACACAUCAUGCAGCAGGCAAUCAUUUUGAGGACCGAGCCCCCAGCAGCAGACACGCAUGCGUCCUGGCGCUCCGUUCGGGCUGCGGGUUGCAGCUCCUCCACCGUGGCUCAGUGCGCCCCGAGCAGCCAGAGCGCACGGUUACAAUGAGCUUCUACAUCGGCCCGACUGAGAGCCAGCGUCAGAACCGAGCACAGAGCAGCAGACACACCAACACAGACCCGGACCGACACCAGCUCCGCCCGCCCGCACCAGAAUGCCCGGGGGAAAGAGAGGGCUUGUGGCACCGCAGAACACUUUCCUGGAGAACAUCGUCCGGCGUUCAAGCGAGACCAGCUUCCUCCUGGGAAACGCCCAGAUCGUCGAGUGGCCUGUAGUGUACAGCAAUGACGGAUUCUGCAAACUGUCUGGCUUCCACAGGGCUGAGGUCAUGCAGAAGAGCAGCACAUGCAGUUUCAUGUACGGAGAGCUGACGGACAAGAAGAGCAUCGACAAAGUCCGGCAGACGUUUGACAACUAUGAGUCCAACUGCUUCGAAAUCCUGCUCUACAGAAAGAACAGAAGUCCAGUCUGGUUCUACAUGCAAGUGGCUCCCAUCAGGAACGAGAACGACAAGGUGGUCCUGUUCCUCUGCACUUUUAAGGACAUCACCCUCUUCAAGCAGCCCAUCGAAGACGAAAGCACGAAAGGAUGGACCAAGUUUGCUCGGCUAACACGGGCGCUUACUAACAACCGCAACACGCUGCAGCAGCUGGCACCCAUCGGUAAACAUGAAGUCAUCCAUAAACCGUCCAGACUGGCAGAGGUUUUGCAGCUCAACUCCGACAUCCUCCCGCAGUACAAGCAGGAGGCCCCCAAGACCCCUCCCCACAUUAUCCUUCACUACUGCACCUUCAAGACCACAUGGGACUGGGUUAUCCUCAUCCUUACCUUCUACACGGCCAUCAUGGUGCCAUACAACGUCUCCUUCAAGACCAAGCAGAACAACAUUGUGUGGCUGGUGCUGGACAGCGUGGUGGACGUCAUCUUCUUGGUGGACAUCGUCCUCAACUUCCACACUACGUUUGUGGGGCCUGGUGGAGAGGUCAUCUCAGACCCCAAGCUCAUCCGCAUGAACUAUUUGAAGACAUGGUUUGUCAUCGACCUGCUGUCCUGCCUGCCGUAUGACAUCAUCAACGCCUUUGAGAAUGUGGAUGAGGGCAUCAGCAGUCUGUUCAGCUCCCUGAAGGUGGUCCGCCUGCUGCGUCUGGGCCGAGUGGCCCGGAAACUGGACCACUACCUGGAGUACGGAGCAGCUGUUCUGGUCCUGCUGGUCUGCGUGUUUGGACUGGUGGCUCACUGGCUCGCCUGCAUCUGGUACAGCAUUGGCGACUAUGAGGUCAUCGAUGAGGCGACAAACACCAUAAAGAUGGACAGUUGGCUCUAUCAGCUGGCCAUCAGCAUCGGAUCACCUUACCGCUACAACGCCAGCGGCUCGGGCCAAUGGGAGGGCGGCCCUGGCAAGGACUCUCUAUACAUCACCUCUCUGUAUUUCACCAUGACCAGCCUGACUACCAUUGGCUUUGGAAAUAUCGCACCAACGACAGAUGGAGAGAAGAUCUUCUCUGUGGCGAUGAUGAUGGUGGGAUCUUUACUCUAUGCCACCAUCUUUGGAAACGUGACCACCAUCUUCCAGCAGAUGUACGCCAACACCAACCGCUACCACGAGAUGCUCAACAACGUCCGGGAUUUCUUGAAGCUCUACCAGGUUCCCAAGGGGCUGAGCGAGAGGGUCAUGGACUACAUCGUCUCCACCUGGUCCAUGUCCAAAGGCAUUGACACAGAGAAGGUCCUGUCCAUCUGUCCCAAAGACAUGAGGGCCGACAUCUGUGUCCACCUCAACAGGAAGGUCUUCAACGAGCACCCUGCAUUCAGGUUAGCGAGUGACGGCUGCCUGCGCUCGCUGGCGGUGGAGUUCCAGACGACGCACUGCGCUCCAGGAGACCUGAUCUUCCACGCCGGAGAGAGCGUGGACACUCUGUGUUUCGUGGUGUCGGGGUCACUGGAGGUCAUUCAAGACGAUGAGGUCAUCGCCAUCUUAGGUAAAGGUGACGUGUUUGGAGAUGUCUUUUGGAAAGAAACCACCCUGGCUCAUGCGACUGCUAACGUCAGAGCGCUAACGUACUGCGACCUCCACGUCAUCAGGAGGGAAGCCUUGCUCAAAGUGUUGGAGUUUUACACCGCCUUCGCCAACUCUUUCUCCCGUAACCUCAUCCUCACCUGCAACCUGCGAAAGAGGAUAAUUUUCCGCAAGAUCAGUGAGGUGAAGAAGGAGGAAGAGGAGAGGCAGCGGGCGAAGAACGAGGUGCAGCUCACCAUCCCACAGGACCACCCCGUCAGGAAGCUCUUCCAGAAGUUCAAGCAGCAGAAGGAGCUCCGCAAUCAGGGAGCCGUGGCUGCCUCGCAGGUGGACGUGGAAAAGAAUCAGCUGCAGGUGGAGCAGCAGCAGCAGCACCACCAGCACCUGCACCCCAACAGCCUGCAGCUGGGCCACUCCAGCCUGCAGCACUCCCUGCCGCUCAGCCUGCAGCGGCCCCACUGCUCCCUGCAGAACGGGGCGCCACCCAGCAGCAGCGUGCUCACUGUGUCUCAGGUCACGCCCAUGCAGUGCUCGCUGGCGUACAGCCAUCCAGGCGAGCCUCCUGCCAAGCAGAACAAUUGUGACAUCAUGGAGCUGCAGCCCAGUUCUGCUGGAGUAGUGGAUGAGCAGACUGUCAGACUCAAAGUCAGCACCAGCCCCGCGCUGGGGAAGCCGGCCAUCAAGGCCACCGGCUGGAUGCGCCUCAAAAACAACAUGGCUCCAGUGGAAACCAGGAAGGAGGGGCUGAACAACAACGUCAAGGCUGUUUCUGUGGAGAUGCUCUCUCAGGAGGGUAAGGGUCAGGAAGCAGGAGUGGGUGGGGAUGCAGAAGAGGGCGGUGUGUCGAGUAACAACCCCUUACGUAAGACAGACUCUUGUGACAGUGGCAUCACCAAGAGUGAGCUGAGGAUUGACCGAGCAGGGGAGGCAAGGACCCCCGCUGCGGUCUCCCCGCUCCUCCACAGCCCUCUCCCUGUAGGAGCAGGGUCUCCUCACCCUUUCUGCCCAAUCCCGGAGCAGGCUCUGCAGGCAGCCCUGCAUGAAACCCGGCUGGAGCUCCGGGGGGACAUCCAGAGUCUGGGGGGCCGUCUGGGCGGCCUGGAGAGUCAGGUAGCUGAAAUUAUUAAACUGUUGUCGGAGAAGAAGCGGCCGAGCACGCUGGUGCCGGCGUCCUCCGUCACACCCAAAACCAAAAUACAACGUCAGGACAUUUUCACCGUUUCCAGGCCUGUGUCUCCGGACUCGGAGAAGGACGACGGGCUCUGAAGGGAGCUUAACCAGUGGUGUAGACAGUGUUCUGGAACACGCAGUGAUCACAUGGCACUUUUCUCCACCAUGAUCACGGUUAUCAGAUGAAGGUUUUGCUCUUUUCUUUUGGACCUCCAGCUCUGUCCGAUCCACUCACACCACUGGUGAUGCUAACAGACUGUCUUCUCUAACGUUUGCACACAGACUUUGAUCUCCAGAUCACGUGAGAGUUCAAGCUCCACAGCAACCUGGACCCGUUUUUCUGAUUGUACAUACCUCUCUAUGCAUGUCCAGCUGGAUUCUGGCCUGCCAAAGAAACAACUUAACAUACUUAUUGCCUGUAUAUUAUGCAGUUGACUGCAUGCAAAUGGAAUUUAAAGACGUUUUAUUGAGCUACACUGUACAUAGGAAUAUUUUUCAUUGAUAAUUUAUUAUGUGGACAUUCAGGGUUUGCAUACUGGUAGCACUAUAAACACUGAAUAACAAAAGGGUUUACUGGCAGAGGAGAUGUGCAUGGAACAUGUAUGAAUAGAAACGUAGAAAGGUACAUUUCUCUUUUUUGCCCGACGAUGUAGACGUUUGUUCCGCUCUCACUUUGCCCUCUUGGCCACAGUGAAGGAGCUCUGGUACGAUUUAUAUCAGUUGUUUUUUGCUUCUUAUAAUCAUUUCUAUUUUUGAUUACAAAAAAAACGUCCUUGGCCUCAGUUUGAUGUCCAGUAAACCCUUAAAUGGCUAUUUUGUUAGAUGCCUCCUUGUGUCUAUGCAUCGCUGCUAGGAUCUCCUGAAUAUUAUACCCUUGUUCUCAUGUCUGUGAACGAAGGACUUUUUUUUCCUUCCCAUUCCUUUGCAUGAAUCAGGGAUGGCAGAACGCACUUUGGGUGAAGCUGCGGUGACAAGAAGGCUUUGGGGAAAUAAUACAGAGUUUAGUUCACAUAAAAGUCCACUCAGCACAGUGACAUGUAAUCCCACAGCCCCGGCACCGCACACGGCAGUCUUAACCAGCGAGAGUCGCUCUGAAUUCCAUUAACGGCAGCAGCUUCACUGCAAACAGCUCCAGGAAGAAUUCAAUGGAAUUCUUAUGAUAUCAGUUUCUGAGAUCUGCAUGCAAAGGAGCAGUUUUAUGUUCCAGAUUGUGUACAUUUACAUGCAUGCGUAUGUGCGUGUGCAAGAGCUGACACACACACAUACUUCAUGCAUACACAUGCACGGUGUGACGACACCUCUUGAUGUGAACCGUGAAGGCCCAGUGAGACUUUUGCUUCACACGCAGCAGAUCUGUCGGUUUGGGUGUGAAGUGAAGGUUUUUCGGGUCUUUGGAGUUUCAGAUUCAGACGCUUUCCCCCCCUCAACCUGCGCCAAACACACAAGAUCACAGACAGAAUACUGAAGAAUACUGAAGAUACCAGAUGUAGAGUAGCCAUCAUUGAAGCCAUGAAUUUGAAAGUACUAGAUUAAUGUUGUUCCUGCUUUGUUACAUGAAUUACAGUGUGAGUGAAUCAACAGGUGCCAGAAAACAGGCUGACGUAAGAAGGGAAAAAAACGAACCAGCUGGUUGAGAAUUACUGCCCUGAGGCUUUACUAAUGUCCUCAGCGCUUGAAUUCAUUAACUGCUGGUUGUUUUUUUUCCCUUCCUUUAAGUUUUUAUAUGUUCUUUAUCAUAUGGUUAUUGGUAGAAAGACAAAGAAUAGGACAAAGAUAUGGCGAACAGUAUGAAAAAAGGGUGCUGCAGGCUACAAGGACACGACAGGUGUCUUACCACCCAGGCACAGACUUCGCCCAUGCAUUGUUUUCUAAAGUCCAUUAGAUCUGUUCAUUGUUGAAUCUUGUUGCUAAAUUUGCAGUGUUUUUUAAGUCAUAAGUUUCCAUCCCUUUCAGUCAAACGAGAGGCUCAGAACACACAACAUAGUCUGUCUGAUGGGAAACUGGUAGACUUCACUGAUGCAGUCUUCAACACUUCACAUGGGCCUGAUGGAAUGACUCAUAUCAGAAUGUAGUUGCCUUCUUUUAACUCGUCUCAAAGCAUCUUCAGCACCCUAAAGAAAUUUUGGAUGCUUGAGAUGUUGACUGAUUCAGGGAGUCCACAGGGAAAGUGAUGCUUAAGAUUUGACGUUUACCUUCUGUGCAGAAAGGAAUGUUCAAAAUGCACAUGGCCAAUUAUCUGAGUAUGGAGAACCAAUGGGAAAUAGAUGACGGCCAGCUGUAAAAUCGAACUCACAGACAAUAGAAGGUAUAUAAAGAAAAGUACACCAAUCAGCCAUGACAUUACUAUGACCACCUGCCUUACUAUCACCAUCGUGUAGGCCCACCUCUCAUCAGCUCAGGGCCAAAACAGUCCUCACCUCACAAGACAUGGACUCCACUAAACCUUUGAAGGUGUGCUCUGGUAUCUGGUACCAAGACGUUAGCAGCAGAUCCUUCAAAUCCUGGAAGUUGUGAGGUGAGGCCUCCAUGGAUUGGACUUUGUAGUCCAGUACAUCUCACAGAAGCUCAAUCGGAUUGAGAUCUGGAGGACUUUGAGCCCAAGCCAGUUCAUGCUCCUGCUCAGUGGUCCAGUUGAUGCUCACAUGCCCGUUUUAGGGCACUGCAAGGGUUAGACAGGGGCCAUUAUGGGCCUCUUGACUGUGAUGCACUGAGUGUUUUGACACUCUUCUAUCAGAACCAGCAUUCACUUUUUUAGUAGUUUGAGCUCCACAAGCUUUUCUGUUGGAUCGGAUCACAUGGGCCAGCCUUAGCUCCCCACAUGCAUCAGUUAGCCUUGGCCACUCAUGGCCCUGUCGCAGAUUCACCAGUUUUCCUUCCUUACACGGGACUUCCACCAGAUCCUUGUCUGGUCCGGCCCCAUGCUCCCUUGUCCGUCAACACCCACCGGUUGCGUUUUUGGAACGCAGCACGGAGCAGGACUGCUGGACAGCUGGAGUCGUGUGACCAAGGUUUUCCCGUGGUAAUCACUGAAUCAAGGAUUCUCCUCCUCCUCUCCUCAUCCAUGUUGUCUUUCUGGUCCUCUGAAAUCCUCUGACUUGAUGACUCCAGGCCUGCCUCUGCUCUUAAUUACAUUUUUGUUGUCAUAGUUCAGUUGAAAACGAUCUGGUGAUAACACAGAGUGUUUUAUUCUGAAAAUUAACCGGAUGUUUUCAUUUUGUUUUGCUGCCUGACUUCCUGUCCCGCUCCAUCUGCUCUGUUGAGUUUGAUGCGUCUUGCUCCGGCGUCCGGCAAAAAUAGAAGUCUUGUGUAUCUGAUCUGUUGCGUUCCAAGCUGCCGGAUCAGAGAUGCAGCCCGAACGCAACGGAGCGGAUCCAGUGGAAGUUAACAGAUUGACUAGAAUAGAAACCUAUCAGAUCCGGUGCCGUGCUGUGAUGGAUCGGAGACGGACCAGACACGGAUCUGAUGGAAUUUGUCCUUUAGACCUCUCAUGGUCGUAAUGGACAGCUGCAAACCUGGAACAUCCCUUAAGAGCUGCAGUUUUUCAGAUCCUUACCCUCACCAAUUUUUCCUUUUUCCCCACACUUCAACCUCAAGGACAAAAUGUUCACUUGCUGCCUAACACCCCGCCCACUGACAGGUGCCAGUGUAAUAACAUAGUCAUUGAUAUUCACCUCACCUGUCACUGGUCAUAAUGUUAUGGUUGAUUGGUGUACAUGGACGGAAGAUAAAUAUGGAUAUGUAGUUAACUUUGCAGACAGUCUCGCCUCCAUGACAGGUAACAUGGAUUGGGGUUCAACAUAAGAGACAGACAUCCAAAGCUCCCAAUCUACUAAAAAGGCCUUUUAAAAAGACUAUGUUGUGUUCUUUGACCAGUUGUUUGAUGAAGUUUCAAUUAGCUAAUUGUCAACACGUAAUCUGUAUCCAUUCUUGUUGAUAAUGACCAAAUAAUGAUUAAAGAUAGCUUGCCAGUGUAGUUUAGACAUUGAUGAAAUGACCAGGUUUCUGGCAUCCAAACCUUCCCAUUAAACCACUUACUGCACUGAAAUGUAAGCAUUAUUUCCAUCUUGCUAAAGUCUGUCCUGAUGUCAGUUUUAGAUGUAUGCCUCUGCUGUCAACAGGCUGGAAAAUGAUGAACAUUAAUAAGUCUGUAAUGCUAAUUGGCAUAAAAUCCCACCAGUUGAGACAUGAGAUCUCUGUCACGGUAUGCUAAUCACGUUUCACUCUGGAACAUUUUCAAAAGAAAACUGUUUUAAUGGCCUUUGUUGUGCAAAUGAGAACAUUUGAGUUAGAUAGGAAUUUUCCUCCUGUGCACGUAAGCCUGUUUUCUGCACCAUCCUGCUUCACUUCCUCACUUCUUCACUGCGGGGAGUUUUUUCAUAGCAGCCCAUGUUCUCUCUGCUGUUGGCCUCUGAGCAGAUCCCCUGCAUGAAUCAGGGGUAAGUGCCUUGCUCGGGGACACGUCGGCAGCAGUUUGUGGCUACCUAACCACGAACAUGAAUCCAGAAAUUGAUAUUUUUUAAAAUUUAACUGAUGGCUACAUCGAACGCAUCAUAUCUCUUAAUCUUAUUGAAAUGUCACUUAUAUUGAAUAUCAUGCAAAGCUAUGCAACAUUUGAUUCUUAGAGCUGUAAACAGGCUGAUUCUGAUGGAUUUGAAUUAUUCCAUGUUAUAUAGUGUUGUUAAUUAUUGAACAUUUAUCUAUUUGAGAGAUUUAGGAUUUGUUUGCUUGUGUAUAUAAGAUGAGAUAUCAGUUAUUAAAAUCCUAAAAACAGUGUCCCCUAAAUGUACCAAAUGAUGGCUAGCAUAUAGUCAAAACUUAGCAUUCCAUCCUUUUUCUUUGAAAUAAAGUCCCCCUCCCCCGUACUGGGAUGAGUUUAAUGUUGGCGCCACCAAUACUUCCAACAGUUGACUUAUUGACAGGAUAAAUC